UCACUGACCGAACUGUUCACUCCAGAACAAGUUAGAGAGCACAUAACAGGCCUCAGGCAGUGGGUAGGCCAGAGUAAAGCAAAGGCAGAAAAGAAUCAAGCAAUGGAGCAUGCAAUGAGUGAGAACUCUUGUCAGCUGUGUGCAGUUGAGAAGCUCACUUUUGAACCGCCACCUAUAUACUGCACACCAUGUGGUGCUCGUAUUAAGCGAAAUGCAAUGUAUUAUACCAUGGGAGCUGGUGAUACAAGGCACUAUUUCUGUAUUCCAUGUUAUAAUGAGGCUCGUGGAGACACCAUCAUUGUUGAUGGAAAUAAUAUUCCAAAGGCAAGGCUGGAGAAGAAGAAAAAUGAUGAGGAGACUGAAGAAUGGUGGGUUCAAUGCGACAAGUGUGAAGCUUGGCAACAUCAAAUUUGUGCUUUAUUUAAUGGUCGAAGGAAUGAUGGUGGGCAAGCUGAAUACACUUGUCCUAAUUGCUACAUAGCAGAGGUUGAAAGAGGAGAACGCAAGCCUUUACCACAGAGUGCUGUUCUGGGGGCCAAAGAUUUGCCAAGAACAAUCCUUAGUGACCACAUAGAGCAGCGAUUGUUUAAGAGACUGAAGGUGGAGAGACAAGAAAGGGCAAGGAUUCAAGGAAAAUCAUAUGAUGAGGUUCCUGGGGCUGAAUCACUUGUAGUUCGAGUUGUUUCAUCUGUUGACAAAAAGUUGGAAGUGAAGCAGCGUUUUCUUGAAAUUUUUCACGAAGAGAAUUACCCAACUGAGUUCCCAUAUAAGUCUAAGGUAAUUCUGCUGUUUCAGAAGAUUGAAGGUGUAGAAGUAUGCCUUUUUGGCAUGUAUGUUCAAGAAUUUGGAUCAGAGUGCCAAUUUCCAAAUCAGCGUCGUGUGUAUCUAUCAUAUUUGGACUCUGUGAAGUAUUUUAGGCCUGAGAUUAAAGCAGUUACUGGAGAAGCACUUCGUACAUUUGUCUACCAUGAAAUCCUGAUUGGCUACCUUGAAUAUUGCAAGUUGCGUGGUUUUACAAGCUGUUAUAUAUGGGCCUGCCCUCCUCUAAAGGGUGAAGAUUAUAUAUUAUAUUGUCAUCCAGAGAUUCAGAAAACUCCAAAAUCUGAUAAGCUUCGAGAAUGGUAUUUGGCGAUGUUAAGAAAAGCUUCCCGGGAAAGCAUUGUGGUUGAUCUUACUAAUUUAUACGAUCACUUCUUUGUAUCCACUGGUGAAUGUAGAGCUAAGGUAACUGCGGCUAGACUGCCAUAUUUUGAUGGUGACUACUGGCCUGGUGCUGCAGAAGAUCUAAUCUAUCAGAUUCGUCAAGAAGAAGAUGGCAAAAAACAGAAUAAGAAAGGAAUAACCAAAAAAACUAUCACAAAAAGGGCUCUUAAAGCAUCUGGUCAAACUGAUCUCUCCGGUAACGCGUCAAAGGAUCUGCUACUAAUGCAUAAACUUGGUGAGACCAUUUGCCCAAUGAAGGAAGAUUUUAUCAUGGUUCAUUUACAGCAUGCGUGCAAUCAUUGUUGUAUUCUGAUGGUAUCUGGGAAUCGUCAUGUAUGCAGACAGUGUAAAAAUUUUCAGCUUUGUGAUAAAUGCUUUGAAGCUGAAAAGAAACGUGAAGAAAGAGAGAGACAUCCCAUCAAUUUGAGGGAAGUACACCCUCUUGAGGAAGUUCCAAUUAUGGAUGUACCUGUUGAUACAAAAGAUAGAGAUGAGAUUCUCGAGAGUGAAUUCUUUGAUACCAGACAGGCAUUUUUGAGUCUUUGCCAAGGAAAUCACUAUCAGUAUGAUACCUUGAGGCGGGCUAAACACUCAUCAAUGAUGGUCCUUUAUCAUCUUCAUAAUCCAACUGCACCUGCAUUUGUAACAACAUGCAAUAUAUGCCAUCUUGAUAUAGAAACUGGUCAAGGUUGGCGCUGUGAAGUUUGCCCUGAUUAUGAUGUAUGCAAUGCUUGCUAUCAGAAAGAUGGGGGUAUUGAUCAUCCUCAUAAAUUGACAAAUCAUCCAUCAAUUGCUGAUCGUGAUGCACAGAAUAAAGAAGCUAGGCAAAUGCGGGUGUUGCAGCUUAGAAAAAUGCUUGAUCUACUGGUGCAUGCAUCACAAUGUCGUUCUCCGCAUUGCCAAUACCCUAAUUGCCGUAAGGUGAAGGGGCUCUUCCGACAUGGUAUACAAUGUAAAACUCGUGCAUCUGGAGGUUGUGUACUUUGCAAAAAAAUGUGGUAUCUACUGCAACUCCAUGCUCGAGCAUGCAAAGAAUCCGAAUGCCACGUACCACGUUGCAGAGAUCUUAAAGAACAUUUGAGGAGGCUACAGCAGCAGUCUGAUUCUCGGCGUAGGGCUGCUGUGAUGGAGAUGAUGAGGCAAAGAGCUGCAGAGGUUGCUGGCAACGCUGGGUGACCAAAUGUGUACAUGUAAAUAUUGUGAUUUUGGUGAGAAAGAACCAGAUAGUGAGGGGAGGUGGAGAGUUGUUUUGUUGGGCCACAGGGUGCUGUGUAGAAAACAGUGGUGGAAAAAAGUGGCGGAAGUAGACGGUGAGAAGGGUAUACACAUGUAAAACAUACUGCGGAAUGGGUUUAUGAUAUGAUCAUCAGUUGGGGAAUAACCCUUUGAUCCAUACUCCACGAC
Molecule: messenger RNA, 2607 nt
Organism: Pistacia vera
Lineage: Eukaryota; Viridiplantae; Streptophyta; Magnoliopsida; Sapindales; Anacardiaceae
Product: histone acetyltransferase HAC1
Exons: 12
Biological process (GO): positive regulation of transcription by RNA polymerase II
Cellular component (GO): histone acetyltransferase complex; transcription regulator complex
Molecular function (GO): chromatin DNA binding; transcription coactivator activity; zinc ion binding
Source: RefSeq, a predicted model, not a curated record